AUGUCUCUAGAGAAACCGCUAUCUGAGAUUUCGGAGAUCGAGACCAUGGAACUCACGCAACUACCAGAGCGGAUGUUCGCUUCCGGUGAAGAACCCGUUGGGGAGAGAGUGAACACUCAUCAUAAACCAAAAAGGAUCGAGUCCAUUCUGGACGCACUAGACCCGGAGGAGGUGGAAUUCAUGCGGAAGACGACGUUUGGGAAAAUCAUUUCACAAGCCAAGAACCCUUCUUUUUCCGGUAGUUUUGGCCAGUUUGUCAUUGUGCGAAUUCUCCGAGUGAAGAAGAAGUAUGAGAUAUGGUUUCUAUUCGCCGGGAAGCCGAUCAGGAUGUCCCUGCACGAGUUCGCGCAUGUCACAGGCCUUAAAUACAGGAAGAUCCCGAAGAAAAACAUAAAAAGGAAGAAGAAUCCCAUCAACGAAAACCUCUACUGGGGUGAACUUUUUGGGUCUCUUAAGUUCUGCGCCGUUGACACCGCCAUUGAGAUGCUGAAGAAGAGGAAAGUCAAGGACCGAGAGAUGCUAAUCAAGUAUGCAUGUUUGGCGUUCACUUCUUGUGUUCUACUCCCGACUUCUCACUCCCCUCGGAUUAUCACUGAGCACGUGGAGAUGAUACGUGAUUUUGAUGAAUUCCUUAAAUAUCUGUGGGGGAGGGUCACCUUUGAGAUGCUUGUUACUGGAAUUAAAAGGAAAGACGAGAUUUCGCUAUCCCAGUCAAGCGUCGCCUUACCUGGUUUUGUGGAUGCGAUCCAACUCGUAUUCAUAGCGGCUGUUCCUCAGAUAAAAGAGGUCGUCACUCCUGCUGAGCCUGUUGUUGUGAUUGACUCCGAUACCGACUCAGAUUCUGGGGAUAGCGAAUCGCAAGCUGAUAAAGCUGAAGUGAGCGAGCCUCCCAUUGCAACCCCUGUGAGUGUGCGAUACUGUGUUAACCCCGCACACGUAAGAGAUCUGCACGAAGAAUGCAAGGUUGAUGUUACCUCCAUGGUUGUGGACGCAACCCACACACCGGAAGAACUGACGUGGGAAGAUGAGGUCGACGAUGUAACAGUUGAUAAUCUUUGGGGGCUUAUCGUCUUCUGA
Molecule: messenger RNA, 1077 nt
Organism: Brassica oleracea var. oleracea
Lineage: Eukaryota; Viridiplantae; Streptophyta; Magnoliopsida; Brassicales; Brassicaceae
Exons: 3
Coding region: 1-1077 (358 amino acids)
Source: RefSeq, a predicted model, not a curated record